Zygosaccharomyces rouxii is the source of this 759-nucleotide messenger RNA. RefSeq names its product 40S ribosomal protein uS2. The transcript has a single exon. Gene Ontology annotation, cellular component: 90S preribosome; ribosome; cytosolic small ribosomal subunit. Lineage: Eukaryota; Fungi; Ascomycota; Saccharomycetes; Saccharomycetales; Saccharomycetaceae. The coding region runs from base 1 to 759 and encodes 252 amino acids. Gene Ontology annotation, molecular function: structural constituent of ribosome. Gene Ontology annotation, biological process: cytoplasmic translation; ribosomal small subunit assembly. The record is from RefSeq and is a predicted model, not a curated record.
AUGUCUCUACCAGCUACUUUUGACUUGACCACGGAGGAUGCGCAGUUAUUAUUGGCUGCUAACACUCACCUAGGUGCUAGAAACGUUCAAGUGCACCAAGAACCAUACGUCUUCAAGACCAGACCAGAUGGUGUUAACGUCGUUGACGUCGGUAAAACUUGGGAAAAAUUGGUUUUGGCCGCUAGAAUCAUCGCUGCUAUUCCAAACCCAGAAGAUAUCGUUGCCAUCUCUUCCAGAACUUUCGGUCAAAGAGCUGUUUUGAAAUUCUCUGCUCACACUGGUGCUACUCCAAUUGCUGGUAGAUUCACCCCAGGUUCUUUCACUAACUACAUCACCCGUUCUUUCAAGGAACCAAGAUUGAUUAUCGUCACCGAUCCAAGAUCUGAUGCUCAAGCUAUCAAGGAAGCUUCCUACGUUAACAUCCCAGUCAUUGCUUUGACCGAUUUGGACUCUCCAUCUGAAUACGUGGAUGUUGCUAUCCCAUGUAACAACAGAGGUAAGCACUCUAUCGGUUUGAUCUGGUACUUGUUGGCUAGAGAAGUUUUGAGACUAAGAGGUGCCUUGGUCGACAGAACUCAACCAUGGUCCGUCAUGCCAGACUUGUACUUCUACAGAAACCCUGAAGAAAUUGAACAACAAGUCGCUGAAGAAACCGCUGGUGCCGCUACUGAAGAAGAAGAAGCUAAGGAAGAAGUCACUGAAGAGCAAACUGAGGCUACCGAAUGGGCUGAAGAAACUACCGAAGCUGUUGCAUGGUAA